This is a messenger RNA of Momordica charantia (bitter melon), 3280 nucleotides long. RefSeq names its product Protein kinase superfamily protein (gene TSL). Gene Ontology annotation, cellular component: nucleus. Gene Ontology annotation, molecular function: protein serine/threonine kinase activity; ATP binding. Gene Ontology annotation, biological process: chromosome segregation; peptidyl-serine phosphorylation; intracellular signal transduction. The record is from RefSeq and is a predicted model, not a curated record. Lineage: Eukaryota; Viridiplantae; Streptophyta; Magnoliopsida; Cucurbitales; Cucurbitaceae.
UUUCUUUUUACUCUCAUAAAGGCUUCUCAUUUUCCUAUUAGGGUUUUUUUGAUUAGUGAUCUUCCAUUCCAAGGCAGAUGUUAAAUCUCUUUUCCACAAGCAUUGCAAUUUGCAAAGAUGAGCUCUUAAAGGUUAAAUUUUCAUUUCCCUCACAAGUUCACAACCCCAAUUUCUCUCUCUCUCUUCACAGUUUUUUCUUCCAUGGUCUUGAAAUCAUACUGAUUCUAUUAGUUCAUAAGCAUUCAAGUUAGCAGCAACACCUUAGGCUUGGCUUUGCUGAUCUUAUUCUUCUCAUCCCAAUUAUCCCAUCUCCUCAAUUCCCUUUUCUUCAUUGGUUUCUACCUUAAUUGGGAAAACCCUAAUUUCCACUUCCCUUUUUCUGUCUCAAUUUUGAUCUUACUCGGUUGUUUUUUUGUACUGGGACAACUCUUUCAACUUCUUUUCGAUAUAUUUGAUUGAUUGCUGCAGUUUCUAUCUACACCCAGUUCUGCUAUAGCUUUUUCUUUUUUGGAGUACAGCCUGAUUAUGGUUGUAAGGCUGUGCUUCCGUUACUAAAGGGUGCUCAGAAACUGUAUUUGCACGCAAUGGAACCCUGCAUUACAGUAGGGUUUAGCUCAAAUUCGAAUUGAGUCAAUUAGGGAACUGAUGUAAUUGAAUGUUUUCUUGAAUGAUUUUGAAUACGCCGUUUUUUCUUCAUAUUUUUGUUGUGCAUUGCUGCUUGUGCAAUGUCGGACGAUAUGCUGCUUCAUUUCUCCUCCAAUUCUUCCAACCAAUCGGAUCAGUCUCUGCCCACCAAAAUGGCCAAGCUCGAAGCUCGUAUGGUUGGUAAGACCUCGUCCACUCAGCAGCCUGCUCAGCUGCAGUUGACCAGGACAUCUGUCUCUUCUGCUGUGAAAUUCGUCGCCUCUGAGAAUUUGAUCGAGCCUGCCACUUCGAGUGAUUCUGAUGACGGCACUGGGGACGAAUUCCUAAUCCAAGCCAACACUCAGAAGCGGCAGAAACUUCAAGAAGCCAAUGACUCAACCCUUCCUGAACGUGUUGAGGCAGUGGAUGAUGGAAAGCAAAACAUGGUGGAAGUGAUGGAGACCAAAAAGUGUUUGGAUGUAAAUAGGAAAAAACAAGGUAGAGGAAGGGGACAAUCCCUCUCAGGUAGAGGUCGUGGGUCAAGAGCUAAUGAUCAGAUGAAAUCACAAAUUUCUCUCUCAACAAUUCCACCUACAAAUGGUCAACAAGACAAUUUAUACCUUAAGGAUGGGAUGUCCAAAGAGCAGCUUCGGAUAGAUAAUCAAUCUCCUAUGGAGGAAGAGUUAGUCUCUUUACGGGCAAAAGUUGCUUCAUUGGAGGAAGACCUGCGAAAAUCACGUCAGGAGUCCUCUGAAUAUCAAAAUCUUUACCAUGAAUUUGAAAAGGAGUUGAAGGAGAUCAAAGAUUACGAACAGCAGAUGAAGCCUAAGAGAACAAAAGUACUAUCUGAUUUGCUGAUAUCUGUUUCAAAAGCUGAGAGACAGGAAGCAAGGAUGAAAGUCCGUCAAGACUCCUUGAGACUCGGCAAUGUGGGUGUAAUCAGAGCUGGAACAGUCAUAUCUGAAACAUGGGAGGAUGGACAAGCAUUGAAAGAUUUAAAUGCUCAUCUUAAACAAUUACUAGAAACCAAGGAGGCCAUUGAACGACAGCGCAAGUCCUUGAAGAAAAGACAGUCGGACAAAGGUGAUGGGGCCGAUGCUGAACCAGGAGCUCAAGAAGAGGACAGUUUCAUUCAGGAUGAGAUCUACAAAUCCCGUCUGGCAAGCAUCAAGCGUGAAGAGGAAACUAUUCUACGUGAAAGGGACCGCUAUGAACUUGAUAAAGGAAGGCUUAUACGGGAAAUGAAGCGGAUACGAGAUGAGGAUGGUUCCCGUUUCAACAAUUUUCAGAUUCUAAAUCACAGAUACACCCUUUUAAACCUUCUUGGGAAAGGAGGAUUCAGCGAGGUUUACAAGCAGGCUUAUGACUUGGUAGAGCAUAGAUAUGUCGCAUGUAAGCUGCAUGGGUUGAAUGCUCAGUGGAGUGAAGAGAAGAAGCAGAGUUAUAUAAGGCAUGCAAUUAGGGAGUACAAUAUCCACAAAACAUUGGUGCAUAAUCACAUUGUCCGGCUCUGGGACAUUUUCGAGAUUGAUCAUAAUACGUUCUGUACUGUCCUAGAAUAUUGUAGCGGGAAGGAUCUUGAUGCUGUUCUCAAGUCAACACCAGUAUUGCCUGAGAAAGAAGCCAGGAUAAUUAUAGUGCAGAUAUUCCAUGGCCUUGUUUACUUAAACAAAAGGGCACAAAAAAUUAUCCAUUAUGACCUAAAACCUGGUAACGUUCUAUUUGAUCAACUAGGUGUUGCAAAAGUGACAGAUUUUGGUCUCAGUAAAAUAGUUGAGGAUGAUGUUGGAUCACAGGGUAUGGAACUUACAUCGCAGGGUGCUGGAACAUAUUGGUAUUUACCUCCAGAAUGCUUUGAGCUCAGCAGGACACCUUUAAUAUCAUCCAAGGUUGAUGUCUGGUCAGCGGGUGUACUGCUAUAUCAAAUGCUCUUUGGCAGACGUCCAUUUGGGCAUGAUCAGACUCAAGAAAGAAUACUUCGCGAAGACACAAUUAUAAAGGCUCGUAAGGUCGAUUUUCCUACUCGACCAGCUGUCUCAAACGAGGCAAAGGAUUUUGUACGGCGUUGUUUGACAUAUAACCAAGUGGAGAGACCCGACGUUUUGACGAUUGCUCAAGAUCCAUACCUCACAUAUUCGAAGAAGUAAUUAUGUGACAAAAGUAUGCUUCUUGGAUCCACAUAACAGGAAAUUUAACAAGCUCUAUCUUUCAACAGCAAGCAAAGAAAGUAUAGGAACUCAUGGAAAUUGUAAACACAGCAAAGGGCUGGUCUGCCACUCUAAAGGGUUGGUCAAAGGGGGUAUUUUGAGUGAUUUGAAUUCUCCUAUCUCCAAAUAUUUGGAGGUUUGGCUAAGUUUGGAGUUGGAAAUGUUGAAGGGCACGGUGGUGACCUAAGAUCCUUGUGGUACAGUGUUCUGAAAAUGGGCUAGAGGCAGGCCCCUCAGAAGGAGGGAAAUGAGGGAAGUUCUGAUUUGCCUUUGUUUGCCCAAUUUUUUCCCUUUUGGAAAAGGAUUGAUUUUGAUGUAUUAAAUAUUUUCUUUUAGUUCAUAUGGCAUUCUCUUUUGCCGAUAGGUUAUAUGAACCGCAUUUCUACUAAGGUUUAAUGUAGAUAUGGAACUCUCAAGAAUGAAAAGUUCACAUCUAUCUUUUUAUUUAA